AUGCCUGAAGCAAAGCGCAAGCUCGAUAUCCAGCCCUCCUCCCAAUUGAAACCACCUGCACAGAAUGGGCAACGCAAAGGGUUUGGCUCAAGUCAACCACAGAAGAGUCAGUUCGAGGAGGAAGUUCUUGAGAAAUUGACACAGGACAUUGGAGAUUUGAAAGGAAACAAUGCGGAGAAGGACCAGCAGUGGGAACGGCCGCCUCUCGGCGAUUUUGACCCGACCAAGGAGAAUAUCUGUUUCCAGCAGAUUGAUGCUGAAGAGGGUCGGUUUGGAGCGGACAAGAUGGCGGUUCGCCUCUUUGGUGUCACUGAGCUCGGUCAAUCAGUCAUGCUGCAUGUGACUGGCUUCCAACACUAUCUCUACAUCGCUGCUCCGGUGGGCUUCACAAAAGAGGACUGCGACCCUUACCGUGCCUUCCUCGAGACCAAACUUGCCCAAAUGGCCCCUGUCAUUCAAUCUGUGGAAGUUACACUACGAGAGAAUAUUUAUGGGUUCCAAGGGAAUCAAAAGAGCUGGUAUCUCAAGAUCACCGUGACAGAUCCGAAGUUCAUCGCCAGGCUGCGAAGCGCGCUUGAAACCGGCAGUGGUUCGAUGAACUACAAAGGCUUAUGGAGCAGUUCCGACUCGGGCAUUCUUACAUUCGACAGCAUUCAGUAUCUGUUGCGAUUCAUGAUCGACACGGGUCUACACGGCAUGUCCUGGGUUGAAGCCAAAGCUGGCAAAUAUCGCCUUCUGCCAGACCACGAAAGGCAAUCCAACUGCCAGAUCGAGGCUAUCAUGGACUAUCGUGACAUGAUCGCACACGCCCCCAACGGUGAAUGGGCCAAGAUGGCCCCACUCCGUAUCCUGUCUUUUGAUAUUGAGUGUGCUGGUCGUCAAGGCAUCUUCCCAGAACCCAACGUGGACCCGGUGAUUCAGAUCGCCAACGUCGUUACUCGGUAUGGAGAGUCGAAGCCUUUCAUUCGAAAUGUAUUCUGCCUUGAUACGUGCAGUCUCAUUGUCAAUACGCAAAUCUUGGAAUUCGAGAAAGAAGAAAGGAUGCUGAUGGCCUGGCGCGACUUCCUGGAGAAGGUCGAUCCUGAUGUCAUCAUCGGCUACAACAUCGCCAACUUCGAUUUCCCAUACCUGCUGGAUCGUGCCAAACAUCUGAAGUGCGGCCAAUUUCCGUAUUGGACCAGAGUGAGGAAUUGUAGGACUGAGGCCAAGGAGGCCAGUUUCUCGAGCAAGCAGAUGGGCAACAGAGAGACCAAAGCGACCAACACAAACGGCAGAAUUCAAUUGGAUUUGCUCCAGCUGGUACAAAGAGAUCACCAAUUGCGAAGCUACACCCUCAAUUCUGUAUCCUAUGAAUUCCUUGGGGAGCAGAAGGAAGAUGUCCAUCACACCAUGAUCACAGAACUUUUCAACGGCACACCCGAUUCUCGACGUCGAUUAGCGGUGUACUGUCUGAAGGACGCCUAUCUACCACAGAGGUUGAUGGACAAGCUGAUGUGUUUGGUCAACUACACAGAGAUGGCAAGAGUCACGGGUGUGCCCUUCAACUACCUCCUUUCCCGAGGACAGCAAGUCAAGUUCAUCAGUCAACUGUUCCGAAAGGCUCUCGAACAACAGCUUGUCAUUCCCAAUUCCAAAUCCCAGGAUGAACAGGAUUACGAAGGUGCUACCGUCAUUGAACCAAAACGUGGUUACUAUGGUGUUCCCAUCGCCACCCUUGAUUUCGCAUCACUGUAUCCGUCCAUUAUCCAGGCACACAACCUCUGCUACACCACCUUGCUCAACAAGAACAGCAUUGAGAAACUUGGUCUCAAAAAGGAUGAAGAUUACAUUGUGACGCCAAACGGAGACAUGUUCUGCACCGCCAAAGUCCGCAAAGGUCUCCUGUCGCAGAUUCUCGAGGAACUGCUGGGUGCAAGAAAGCGUGCGAAGAAGGAGUUGGCAAGCGAGACCGAUCCAUUCAAAAAAGCUGUCCUGAACGGUCGUCAGCUUGCUCUGAAAAUUAGCGCGAACAGUGUCUACGGCCUGACUGGUGCCACGGUCGGCAAGCUGCCCUGUCUUCCGAUUGCCAGUAGUACUACCAGUUACGGUCGUCAAAUGAUCGAGAAGACCAAGGCGGAAGUGGAAGCGCGUUAUACUAUUGCUAAUGGGUACUCUCACGAUGCGCAAGUUAUCUACGGUGAUACCGAUUCGGUCAUGGUCAAAUUCGGCGUUCCUGAGUUGGAAGAGGCCAUGAAACUUGGCGAGGAAGCCGCAGAUUUCGUUUCUUCCAAGUUCAUCAAGCCCAUCAAGCUCGAGUUCGAGAAGGUGUACUUCCCCUAUCUGCUCAUCAACAAGAAGCGUUACGCCGGUCUUUACUGGACCAACACCAAGAAACACGACAAGAUGGACACCAAGGGUAUUGAGACUGUUCGACGUGACAACUGCCUGCUGGUGCAGAAUGUCAUUGAGACUGUCCUGAACAAGAUCCUUAUCGAUCGAGAUAUCGACAGUGCGCAAGACUACGUGAAAUCGACCAUUUCGGAUCUUCUACAGAACAAGGUGGAUAUGUCCAAACUGGUGAUUACGAAGGCCUUGUCGCAGAAGGAAUAUGCUGCCAAACAGGCUCACGUCGAGCUUGCCAAGCGCAUGGCCAAACGUGAUGCUGGAUCCGCCCCAGCUCUGGGAGAUCGUGUGGCCUACGUCAUGAUCAAGGGAGCGGCCAACUCAAAGGGCUACGAGCGUGCCGAGGAUCCCAUCUUCGUACUGGAGAACAACAUUCCAAUCGAUACCAAGUAUUACCUGGAUAACCAGCUUGCCAAUCCACUAGGUCGUAUCUUCGAGCCUAUCCUGGGUGAGAAGAAGGCCAACCAGCUGUUGACCGGUGAACACACACGGUCUAUCUCGGUUGCUGCGCCCAGCUUGGGUGGACUCAUGAAGUUCACCAAGCGUACUCAGACCUGCAUGGGCUGCAAGAAGCCUCUGUCCGGCAAAGAGGAAAUGGCUGGUGCUGUGUGUGAGAACUGCCGCCCUCGCAUCGGCGAGCUGUACACCAAGGCCCUCACCAAGGUGUCUGACCUGGAGGUCCGUUUCGGACGUCUGUGGACCCAGUGCCAGCGAUGCCAGGGCAGUCUUCACUGCGAAGUCAUUUGCUCAUCACGCGAUUGCCCCAUCUUCUACAUGCGCAUGAAGGCAAAGAAGGACGUGGAGGACUCCCAGAAGGAGCUGGCUCGAUUUGACUUCGAUGCCGGUGCCUGGUGA
Messenger RNA from Penicillium subrubescens, 3237 nucleotides. Its product is annotated as DNA-directed DNA polymerase delta POL3. NCBI's taxonomy places the organism in Eukaryota, Fungi, Ascomycota, Eurotiomycetes, Eurotiales, Aspergillaceae. Gene Ontology annotation, cellular component: delta DNA polymerase complex. Gene Ontology annotation, molecular function: DNA binding; DNA-directed DNA polymerase activity; nucleotide binding. Bases 1 to 3237 code for a protein of 1078 amino acids. Gene Ontology annotation, biological process: DNA-templated DNA replication; DNA replication proofreading; base-excision repair, gap-filling. The record is from RefSeq and is a predicted model, not a curated record. The transcript is spliced from 4 exons.